UCUGAAGGGCAUGGAGGUUCCGGGGAGUUGCGCCGAGCUCCCGCUGCCCCACGACCUGAAGGAUCUGGAGAGCAAAGUAGGGCAGAAGCCCCCCGACGGGCUGCUCCGCUGGCUAAGGGAGGAUCCCGCCGCUCAUCUGCUCCGGAGCAGCCCCAGCCGGGGUCUGCGCCACGGCCUGGGAGAGAAGAUCAAGGCGCUGAAGCUGGAGCUGGCCUACCUGAGAGCGAUAGACAUCAAGAUCCUACACCAGCUUGUAGCAGUGCACGAGGGCAUAGAGGCGGUGAAGUGGCUCCUGGAGGAGAAAGGGAUGCUGACCAGCCGCUGCAGCAGCCUCACCAGCAGCCAGUACAGCCUGGUGGAGAGUCAGGAGACAUCCCGGCGGGGCAGCUGGAACAGCCUUCAAGACCCCAAUGAUAAGUUGGACAGCAUCUCCAUUGGCAGCUAUUUGGACACACUUGCUGAUGAUAUGGACGAGUAUGGGCAAAGCUCUUCCAUGGAACCCAUAAUGUCCUCCACCCCGGGCAGGCCACUGGCCAGAGCCGAGCUGGAAAGAUCCAAGACUGAUCUAGAUAGGGCUUUUCCUGCCAAGGGUGAGAAAGAGCCAGAGAAAAGCAAAACAUGCCUUGAGAGGGUCCCCGUUAAAAGCCAGAGUUCAAGUGAGCCAAACAGAACUGCUGGGCAGUCACCACCAAUGGCCAAUGGGAUUUUCGGCAGAAAUGUCCCAGGGCUGGAGCAAAGCACCGAGGUUAAGUUUCCUGUGGCAGCUGCUGAGCAGUUGAGCAGCCCAGUAGCAAAGGCCUUGAGGAGCAGCAAAGUUGACUUGGAGAACUGCAAGUUGAAUAGCAGGAGGCACUUGGAGUAUGAUGCCCAUUGGCAGUGGGUUCAGUCUCAAGACGAUGUGACGUUCUUGUAGCACCCCAGACUUGCUGCCUGGGCUAGCAGGUUAUGGGCUCAGGGCCUUGUGCAGCUACAAUAGUUUGCACUUUGGAUUGGACCAUCUGUUUUCCUUGCCAAAAUGGUUGCUUCUGUUUGCUGCAUUUGCUGGUGGACACAACAUAGAGUUGCAUGGUUCUUCCUUGUCAUCAACCCCCUCUAAGAACAGGUCUUGGGUUGAGUGAUACCUGUUGAAGGGGCUCUUGGCCUUCCAUCAUGGCAUCCUUCAAUCUUGUGCAAUAAUGUUUCUAGUCUCUGAGAGAGUUGUCAUGUGUGGCACAUCACUGCUUCCACGCAUCCAUGAGGUUUGGAGACACAUCUUCAUCUUAAGAGCAACGAGGCGCACAUACCUUGAUGCAACCCACGUGGCUUUCCUUGGGAGAACUCUGCCCCCUAUUCUUCCUGUUCAUGUUAACGGAGAGUUGUUCAUGGGUUUCAGAUGGGAAGCAGAGUCACGCCUUUGACACCACUUCCCCAUCUCAUCUGUUUCAUUAUUAUGCGCUUUGAUGGGGAGAUUAUCCCUCCUUUGCUCAAUAGUUCAGCAAAGUCCCAGGUUUAAGAAAGGAAUGGGGAAAACAAAUUCCAGUUUGCUUGCAGCACUCACCAUGAUGAGCAUUCCUCUCUGCUCUUCCUUGCCUCCACCUGAGCUGGAGCAGAGGAAAAUCGGUGAGGAGUUUGGGGGGGGGGCAGUAACCAUUCCUACAGUCCUGGUUUGCAUCAAAGGCACUUUGAGAAGGGCUAGAGCAGGAAUGGGGACACUCAGACUCAGGGGACAAGCGCAGCCCUCCAGACUUCUCUGUCUGGCCUGUAGGGAUCCCCUACAAGCUGCUUUCCCCCAGCUACACUCCUCUGUGGCCACAGCCCUCACCAGUCCUACUUUGCAUCUUCCUUGGGUGUUUUUGUCUGGACGGAAUGUGUCCUUGAACUCUGAAAAUGCUUCUUGGUUGCUUGGAUGGAGGAUAGAGGUGUGUGUGUUUGUGCCUACUCUGUACAAUGGUAACAUUUACAUUUAUUGUUCUGCCUACUUCUAACCCUGGCUCUUCCCUCCACUGAGAUGUGGCCCCCAGAAGUUUGUCUAGAAGUGCCUCUGUUGCACUGAAGGUGUUCCAAGUGUAGCAUGUCUCUGGGGAUUAUUUCCCUAUCCCCAGUUUCACGCUUUGAGGGAGUCCAAGUACCAUGGAGGUGCACAAACAAGCCCCAGAUCUCUUUCCAAGCUUGAAUUGGGGAUGGGGACGGGGGGCAGGAAUCAUGCUUGGCUGUGCACGGCUUUUCCAAAGUGUCUCAUGUGCCCCUGUUGCUAAAACAUGAUGUCGGAGACAGGACACUGCCUCUCUCUGGUGUUCACACAUUUUACAAGGCCAGCCUGGUACCCUUCAGAUGUUUCUGAACUAUAGCACCCAUCAUCCCUGACCCUUGCUACAUGCUGGCUUGAGCAAACAGGGUUGUUGCUGUGGAAACAUUUGAAGGGCACCAGAUUGGGGAAAGCUGAUCAAUGAAAAUCCUGGGGAGAAGAACUGAGGGUGUGCUCAAAUGUCCAGGAGCCAGCAUAUUUUCUGGUGUCAGCUCCGCAGAGGGACACAGACGCAGACAGAUAUACUUUUGUCACUAUCUUCAGGCUGAUAGGCAGGGACCUGCGUUUUCCCCCAACCCUAUGUGCUUUGAUUCUGGUGUGGAUUCAAAGAAGUUGACUAGCUUUUCUCCCAUACAGUUUACCCUGUAGUAAGAGGGAGAUGGAAUUACCUGAUGUUGUGGGGAUGUGAUAAAGCCAACUUUUGACUCCUGCUAAAGCAAAAAUCUAAUCCUCCUCUUUUUUUUAGAAAGGGAAUAAAGGAGCAGGCUGAAGUAGUUCCGGCUUUGUUUAAAUUAAUGGUACCUUUAACCCGCUUUGGGCUAAGACUGAAACAGGACCAAUUUUGGACUGUUUCUGAUGCAAAUCCUCCAGUCUCUUCCCUGUAAGGUUUGACAAUUCAUUUGCUAUUCCCUCCUCCCCGCUGCACCAUGCCCCACAUUGCUGCAAUUUUUGACCUUCCAGCAUUGUAGACAAUGUCAAAUUCAUAAAAGCGGGGUGAACAGGUGCUGUCAGUAAUGCCAGAUAUCUGUCAGCCUUACAUAAUUUUGCCUUGCUUCUGUUGAGCCACUGUGCACAUUCAUCCUGCAAGUUUCAAAACCAUUUGUUCACAGCACAGCAUGCUACAUUCUGAAUCCUCACAAUAUUUCCUUUGAAAUCCUUUAAAACAUGGUUUUGUAUUUGAGGAGCAUCCAUCUUCUUCCUAGAUUUUCUUUCAGAACUUUGCGUGCCAAAAUGACAUCGGCCAAUCUGGUCUUACCAUCUUUUCUGUGAAGGCUCACUUUAAAUUUUCCGUGUCUGUUAUGCUCAUCAUUCUUAAAGGCGCCAGUUCCUCAGCUGCAAUACAUCGUCCAGCACUCAGUUAUGCAUGCCGUGUGAUGAA
Messenger RNA from Lacerta agilis (Sand lizard), 3383 nucleotides. It is a transcript of the gene LURAP1, whose product is annotated as leucine rich adaptor protein 1. The transcript is spliced from 2 exons. Gene Ontology annotation, biological process: positive regulation of cytokine production; positive regulation of canonical NF-kappaB signal transduction. The coding region runs from base 11 to 913 and encodes 300 amino acids. The record is from RefSeq and is a predicted model, not a curated record. Lineage: Eukaryota; Metazoa; Chordata; Lepidosauria; Squamata; Lacertidae.